Messenger RNA from Trichechus manatus latirostris (Florida manatee), 1201 nucleotides. RefSeq names its product protein FAM19A2-like. NCBI's taxonomy places the organism in Eukaryota, Metazoa, Chordata, Mammalia, Sirenia, Trichechidae. Gene Ontology annotation, molecular function: receptor ligand activity. The record is from RefSeq and is a predicted model, not a curated record.
GGCAGAUGUGGGUGUGAGGCCCGAAGGCCAAGAGGCCAUAGGAAGCAGAAGCUGAAGAGACAAGGGACACAAGAAGCCGAGCUGCUUCAGCCUCAAAAGGAUGAGUAAGAGAUACUUACAGAAAGCAACAAAAGGAAAACUGCUAAUAUUUAUUGUAACCUUGUGGGGGAAAGUUGUAUCCAGUGCAAACCACCAUAAAGCUCACCAUGUUAAAACGGGAACUUGUGAGGUGGUGGCACUUCACAGAUGCUGUAGUAAGAUAGAACGGUCACAAACCGUCAAGUGCUCCUGCUUCCCUGGGCAGGUAGCAGGCACCACGAGAGCUGCUCCAUCUUGUGUGGAUGUGUCAAUAGUGGAACAGAAAUGGUGGUGCCAUAUGCAACCAUAUCUUGAGGGAGAGGAAUGUAAAGUUCUUCCUGAUCAGAAAGGAUGGACCUGUUCCUCUGGGAAUAAAGUGAAAACAACUACGGCAAACGUGUAAAACUCUUCAAGUGCAAAUGGAGAAGUAAAAAGAGAACGUUUCUGCUGUGCCAGAAGACAAAUUUUGAUUUUUCCACAUUCAAAAAAUGCUGGCUCCACGUUGGAGCACUAGUUGUGGCGAAUCCUAGUGUUGGCUGGAUUCUAAGGAAGGGACAGAAGUUUCAUUGAGGAGUAAAGAUUCAAAACAACUCCAGACAUGGGCUCCCGUCUCGAUUUAUUUCUCACAGAGCAGCAGGUAACCCAUUAACCAAGGAUAAAUCAAGUGAUCCUCAAGGCUGAUUACAUUGAACAUACACAUAGAAAUUUAACUCCUGAGGUGAUCUUGAAGGGAGAUUUUUAUACUGUUCAGAACAGGCACUCCAGAGUCUGUUAUUUCCAAGGGAUUUCAUGGCUUGUAAUUAGCCUGUUCUUGAAAUCAAGACUUAAAAAGUCAGACAUGAACUUCUCUGUCAUGAAGCUCUCAUCAGAUUUGAACUGUUUUCAACUUGUAAAAGUGUACUUGCUGAAAGACUUUGAAGUUGCCAUCGGAAGAGUUAGUGAAGAGUGGUGUUUCCAGGGUGGUAUCAGAGACAGUCACCUUUUGGGCUCUUGGCUCCAGAUGUGACUCCUUUUCUUUUUUCUGAAAGCAGUUUCCCAAAUGCACUGGCCUUCUGGCAUGGAUGUGUUCCUGGGUCCUCCGUUCACUGGGUAAUGGGACUGCACACAGCUUUAAUGACAUUUC